Molecule: messenger RNA, 2488 nt
Organism: Phyllostomus discolor (pale spear-nosed bat)
Lineage: Eukaryota; Metazoa; Chordata; Mammalia; Chiroptera; Phyllostomidae
Gene: BABAM2
Product: BRISC and BRCA1 A complex member 2
Exons: 13
Coding region: 148-1131 (327 amino acids)
Biological process (GO): double-strand break repair
Cellular component (GO): BRISC complex; BRCA1-A complex
Source: RefSeq, a predicted model, not a curated record
GACGUCCGGGGGCGCGCACGCUUCGGCCCGCGGUGCGCGCGCAGGUCGGUGCGUCGUUCGGGGGCGCGCUCGGGUAACCUGUACCCCAAGUAGUCGCCGGUUACCGAACGGAUUAAGUUCCAGUGGAGAUUUACAAGUCCAGUUAAAAUGUCCCCAGAAGUGGCCUUGAACCGAAUUUCUCCAAUGCUUUCCCCAUUCAUAUCUAGUGUGGUCCGCAAUGGAAAGGUGGGACUGGAUGCUACAAACUGUUUGAGGAUAACUGACUUGAAAUCUGGCUGCACGUCAUUGACUCCUGGACCCAACUGUGACCGUUUUAAACUGCACAUACCCUAUGCUGGAGAGACAUUAAAAUGGGAUAUCAUCUUCAAUGCCCAAUACCCAGAGCUGCCCCCCGAUUUUAUCUUUGGAGAAGAUGCUGAAUUCCUGCCAGACCCCUCCGCUCUGCAUAACCUUGCCUCCUGGAAUCCUUCAAAUCCUGAAUGUCUCUUACUUGUGGUGAAGGAACUUGUGCAACAGUAUCACCAGUUUCAAUGCAGCCGUCUCCGUGAGAGCUCCCGUCUCAUGUUUGAAUACCAGACAUUACUGGAAGAGCCACAGUAUGGGGAGAACAUGGAAAUUUAUGCUGGGAAGAAAAACAACUGGACUGGUGAAUUUUCAGCUCGUUUCCUUUUGAAGUUGCCGGUGGAUUUCAGUAAUAUUCCCACAUACCUUCUCAAGGAUGUAAACGAAGACCCUGGAGAAGAUGUGGCCCUCCUUUCCGUCAGUUUUGAGGAUACCGAAGCCACUCAGGUGUACCCCAAGCUGUACUUGUCACCCCGAAUUGAACAUGCCCUCGGAGGCUCCUCGGCUCUUCACAUUCCCGCCUUCCCAGGAGGAGGAUGUCUCAUUGAUUACGUUCCUCAAGUGUGCCACCUGCUCACCAACAAGGUGCAGUAUGUGAUUCAAGGAUAUCACAAACGAAGAGAGUAUAUUGCUGCUUUCCUCAGUCACUUUGGCACAGGUGUCGUGGAAUACGAUGCAGAAGGCUUUACAAAACUCACUCUACUGCUGAUGUGGAAAGAUUUUUGUUUUCUUGUACACAGUGACCUGCCCCUGUUUUUUCCUCCAGCAGUGACAUCUGAACCACGGUAGCACAGUAUCAACAACCAGGACUUUGACCUGGACACAUGGUUGAAACAAGCAACCCUAGCCUCUGCAGCUAACACAACCAGGUUCAUUUUUUGUGGUAUCAGUUCAGUGCUGGUCAUUGCUGGGUCAUCGGGGAAAGCAUCUGCCUCCUGCAGGCGUUCUAGGGCCUGGCUUCUCCCACCUCCUCCCUCCCCUCUGGGCUCAGCAGCCUCCCCUGCCCCAGGCCAGCAGGUCAGGGUUGAAAGGGCCAGGUUUAGAAGUUGCAUUUAUGCCUCCCAUCCAUAGUCCACUGCUCAUAUUCGGCUCCACCUCACUGCAGGAAGGCUGAGAAAUUUGUGUGGCUGUACCUGGACAGAAAAAACGUUUGAGGACCACAUAAACAAGCCUAGUCAUGGUAGUGUCGUUAGUUGUGGUAAUAGCCAGAAAAAAACAAAUGCUGACCGAUGAGACAAUGGAUAAAAUGUUAAACUCACCCCAUGGAAUGUUAUACAAUUGAGAAAAUGACAAAACUACAUUUACAAGCAGUAAAGACAAAAAUCUUAGAGGAAAAAAACUAAUGUUGACUGGAAAAAAAGCAAGUCACAGGAGAAUUUUUAUGUAGAAAGCUCAAAAACAAGCAGAACAAGGCAAUAUAUUGUUUGGGGAUGAAGAAACAGGCGUUAAAACCAUGUUUUUAUAAAACGAAGGAAUGGUGCAUCCAUCCUGGAGAGCAGUGGUUCUCUCUGAGGAGAGAGGCAGGGAGAUUCAUGAGAAACGGGGAGCCUUGUUCUGAGAGGGAGCGUGGAUUCACGCAUGUUCUGAUUUCACUGUGCUACAGAACUUAAGUGGGGGUAUCACAUUGCAUAGUAAUUUUUAAAAGAAUGAACUAGAACUCUAUAAUUAGUAAUAGUAAAAAGGACUCUUUAUUAGUUAUGAGAAUGUAGCAAGGAAUAGCCCUGUCACUUGAAAAGGUGACUCAUAUUAAUGGGUGCCACUAAUGCUGUGAAAGUGACCCACUUUGGGGCUGGGUCUGCCCAAGAUCACAGAUGUCGCUUGUCCUCGUUGUUUUGACCAGCCCCGGUGCACUGGUCAAAACCCAACCUGGUUCUCCACAGUUUCCCUAAGUUUCCUCUGCAUCCCCAUUAAAUCAGUGACUCGGUCAUCGGCAUACUCUUAGGGUGUAGUGUGACGUGAUGUCUACUGUAGAGAUUAUUCUCAGCAGAAAAAUCCUGCAAAGUUAUAUUGUAAUCCUUCCAGGGAAAGGCAGGUUUUAUACAUCUAAAUGUACUAAAUACUGUCUCUUUAAAAGUAUCUCAUACCUAGAAAGAUGCAACCGCAUCCAACAUUUCAGCAAAUAAAAGCAGAGGCUUGUAACAAACAG